This is a messenger RNA of Lates calcarifer (barramundi perch), 3923 nucleotides long. Its product is annotated as gonadotropin-releasing hormone II receptor. Gene Ontology annotation, biological process: G protein-coupled receptor signaling pathway. The transcript is spliced from 4 exons. NCBI's taxonomy places the organism in Eukaryota, Metazoa, Chordata, Actinopteri, Centropomidae. Gene Ontology annotation, molecular function: gonadotropin-releasing hormone receptor activity; peptide binding. The record is from RefSeq and is a predicted model, not a curated record. The coding region runs from base 167 to 1324 and encodes 385 amino acids. Gene Ontology annotation, cellular component: membrane.
GUGCUGACGGAGAGAGCAGGUGGAUGUGAUUAAAAACACCGCAUUGAUCCGGUUGAAGCUUUGACUGAAAACCUGUGCAGGAGGACAGAGAGCAGAGAAAGUGAUGCUUCAGCACGUUGGACAGCUCCGCUGAUUUCUGCUUUUCUCUUCAUCUGACCAUCUGAGGAUGACUGGAAACCUGUCUCUGUGGACUUCCACGCUGGCUGACCCCUUACAGAACAUCUCUGGUUUCUCUCUGCUCAACUCAUCCGCUCCACCCUCCCCUCCACCCUGGGAGGCUCCAUCCUUCACCGUGGCGGCCCGCUGCCGUGUAGCAGCCACCCUGGUGCUGUUUGUCUUUGCCGCUGUCAGUAACCUGUCCGUCCUCAUUAGUGUGUGCUGGGGGCGGGGAUAUCGCCUGGCAGCACACCUCCGCCCACUCAUCGCUAGCUUGGCAUCAGCUGACCUGGUGAUGACUUUCGUAGUGAUGCCACUAGAUGCUAUUUGGAACAUUACAGUGCAGUGGUAUGCUGGAGAUGUCAUGUGCAAGCUGUUGUGUUUCCUCAAGCUCUUUGCCAUGCACUCGGCUGCAUUCAUACUGGUGGUGGUGAGUCUGGACCGCUAUCGGGCCAUCCUUCACCCUCUGGACUCUCUGGAUGCUGGGCUCAGGAACAGACGCAUGCUGCUGGUGGCCUGGACUCUGAGUGUGCUGCUGGCCUCUCCUCAGCUGUUCAUCUUUCGGGCCAUCAAGGCUGAUGGAGUGGACUUCACUCAGUGUGUGACCCAUGGAAGUUUCUGGCAUCGCUGGCAGGAGACAGCAUACAACAUGUUUCACUUUGUGACGCUGUAUGUCUUCCCCCUGCUUGUCAUGACUUUCUGCUACACCCGCAUCCUCACCAAGAUCAAUGGGCAGAUGCACAAGAGCAAAGAUGGUGAACACUGCCUGCGACGCAGUGGAACAGACAUGAUACCCAAAGCCCGGAUGAAGACCCUCAAGAUGACCAUUGUGAUUGUUAGCUCCUUUGUCAUCUGUUGGACACCCUACUACCUCUUGGGGAUCUGGUACUGGUUCCAACCAGCAAUGAUCCAGCACACACCUGAGUAUGUGCACCACAUACUUUUUGUCUUUGGCAACCUGAACACGUGCUGUGAUCCUGUUAUCUACGGCUUCUACACGCCAUCUUUCCGGGCCGACCUUGCUGAUGUGGUGGCGUGUUGCUGCUGUCGCCGGACCAACAACGCCUCGCCUCGCUCUGUGGAUCAUCUGUCUGCUCGAAGUGCUGGAGCUGCUGGGGAGCUGGAGUCUGAUCUGAGCUCAAACCCACACAGCGGGAAUCCCAGUUAAACAAUGGCAAUAUGACUGUGAGCGCAGUUAAGCACUCUUAUAGUAUACCCAAUGUCCUUCAUGCAAGUAUCAGCUGUUUGAUGCUCAAGGAAUUAUCUGAGUACAGUAUUGGAUUAUGAACAAUUUUGGCUUUUCUUGGUCUUUACAAUAACACAUUUGAGCUGUGGAACUAUGAUCUGAAAGGAAAUGCCUCUUCUCAAUGUCUGCACCAACAUAUGUUUGAUGUUGCUGUAAAUGUUGAAUUACUGCAUAAGAGUAUAAUAUAUAUAAUAUUAUAUAUAAUAAUGUAUUAUAUAUUUACCCCAUUUGUUUUUGGUUUGGGCACAUGUUUGACCCAACAAAUUCAAAGUCUUUUUGAACUCCGUAGCUCUGCCAUGAUCUGCAGCAGUCUUCUGAGAUAUUUUAUUCAUCCAUUUCACAGCUGUGUAAACGGAGCAUCUCACACACAGCUCAACGCAUCAUAACAGUUCACUCAAAGCACCAAAUUUGGCACAUGUUGACUGAAUACUGGACCUUCACAAACUCACACCUUAGUGGCCAUGGCAGCCAUAUUUAAAAGUGGCCACCAGUGGUUGGUUAGACUUUGGCCCCAUAUGCUAUAACUGAUAUAAUCUAGAUCCUAAUUACCCUGCGAAUCAAAUAAAUCACCAAAAAAACUGACAUUUUGGUGAAAAAGUAUCCAAUCAGUCCAAUCUGUUUUAUCAGCUACGGUGUAAUCCUUUGCAUCAUUUGACCAUUGCCCAACAAUUUAUUGCAUUGGAUUUUACUGUUUUCCCCUCAACUCAUUCUAAUUGAGCACAUUAUCUGGGCUAGUCUUAAUUAUUCAGUUUGCAGAAAUUAUCCUUCGCAUUCUUAACUUCUCAUGGGCAACAUUGGAUUGAAAGACACGGUUGUGCUCCUGAGUCUGAUUUUACAUUUAGAUCUUUUUUAUGCAAGAAAAUCACAGUGCCUGGUCAGACAACCAUACAGACGUUGGCUCAUUACUACAACUCAUUAUGGCAUGAACUACUGAGUUGGUAGGCAAAUUUUAACAAGACUAUAAACCAUUGAAGAAUGUAGCAAAAAUAUCCCUCCAACAUAACAGUGAGAGUUUGCAGAGGGGCAGCAUUGUUCCACACUAUCAAUAUACUCAGGGUCACAGUGUCCUUUGAUGGCAUAUUAUCUUACCAUUCAGCACAACUACAGAGAAGGAGCAUCUCUUGUCCUGUCUUUCAGCCAGGCUCUCCCAGCUGUUCAGACGGGUCGUACCAACAGACAUGGCAGCAAAUGUUAGUAUAGAAACAUACAUCUGUUUAAAACUGUACAUGAAUGUUCUUAGUUGGGAUCUAAGCUUACCCUCUCUAACCUUCAAACAAAAUUCAAAGUAUCACUGAUGCCAUAAUACUUACUGUCCUCAAACACGUUCAGCGGUCAUUUGAGCACCGGCACCGCAUGACUGAACUUCACCAGCUCUGGCUUUUCUCCCAACCUUCUUCAGUCCAUGGUCUUUUUUUUUAUCCCUGUAUGGUUCCUCAGGAAAUUCCCAAACCACAGUUCUGUGCUGAAGCUGCAGGUACCCUGGUCUUCAGCGAUCUGGUCACCUCCAAUCAAUACCAGACUCUCCUCUGGCAGAUAGAUGCAGUACUGACUCUGUGGUGCGGUCUCAUUAGAGCAGAAAUCCUCAAAAACUGCUUCGUAGAGUUCGACCAGGCUGUGAUCAGACAACAUGUUCAGACACUGGACCUCUUUGAACUCCCUGAACGUCAUCAGAGGAAAGUGGAUGGUUUUCAUUAAUUUGAAUACAAACAAGCUCAGAUGGAAGAUAACUGCUUACUACUUAGAAAUGUUUGGCUGGCAGGUCUUUAAGGCGCAUGCUACCUUUUGGAUUUGGCUUACAUGGUCGUCAGAACACCAAUCUGCAAUGGCCCAAUAUCCAGAUUUCUUCUAAAUGUAUUAAGUUAUGUAUGUGUCAAAUUUGGCAAUUUAUCACAAAAUCAACAAUAGGUUAGCUAUACAGCUCCAUCUGAGUUUUUUUCUGCAUACCUAAUGAAGCAUGCCUGUUUUACUUUGACAUGUUCCCACUGUGUAAUCUGCUGAAAGCUAUUUUCUUGUCAUUUCUAGGCCAAACAUACACUGACUCCAGCUCUAUGCAUAACAGAGGCAUGGAUUUAAUAUCAAUCUCAGAACCUCACUCUCAGAAAAGAGAAAGUAAGAGUAUUUCCCAAAAUGUUGAGCUAUAACUUUUAACAGUCUGUGUUACCACUUCCUCCAAGAGAGGACAAAGACUGCUAACUGGAUAAUAACUGUUUCCCUGCAUGUAGUUUGUAUUGUACAGAGAGCAAGUCUUGGAAUAGUAAAUCAUGACUUACAGAAAUGUUCCACCUCUAAAAUUAAUAUGUACUGAGGUAACACUUGGCCAGUAUUAAACUCAUUGUAGCCUGUAAUAGUCAGCAAGAAUAACCUCUUCUUAUGUAUGCUUGUUAUGUGGAAUUCAUAUGUAAUUUAUACUCUCAGAAAUCACUUUAUAAGGAAUAGCUUACUAAUAAAGGUUACUCUGAAUGGUUUGUUUGUUGCACAUUUCUUACACUAGAAACUUCACAGAUUCUUUAUCAUGUUAAUA